AUGACUACCGACUCAAAAACCACAGUCCUGGUGACCGGCGGCAAUAAUGGCAUUGGCCUCGCAGCAUGCCAGCUCUUUAUCUCACAGCCCAACUAUCACGUCAUCAUGGCCAGCCGAUCCCUAUACAGAGGUCAGAUUGCCGUAGAGUCCAUCAUAUCCUCGACACAUUCGUCCAGCAGGCUCUCUCUGGUGCAGCUAGACAUCACAUCCGACGGCUCGAUCGCAGCCGCUGUCGAGUCCGUGGCGAGCCUGCGCCAGGACAACAAACAGCAGCGGCUCAAUGUGCUAGUCAACAACGCCGGAAUCUGCCCAACCGAGUUUACCCGCAGCACUCUCCGCGACGCGCUGGAAACAAACGCGACCUCGCCGGCGAUGGUCACAAAAACAUUUGCACCCCUCUUACUGCGACCGUCAUUGACAAAUGACAAAUCACCACCACGCAUCAUCUACGUCUCUUCAUCCCUCGGCUCGGUCCAGCGCCGCACCGAUCCCAAUGACUUCGCAUACACGGCAGACUACAAAGCCUACCGUGUGUCCGAGGCAGCGCUGAACAUGGUCGCGGUAUGCGACGCAUGGGAGUAUGGCGAUAAGGGAGUGAAGGUGUUUGCGGUGUGCCCAGGACCUUGCUGGCGAGCGAGAGUCGAAGAUGCAGGCGGGUGUAGCCAAAGGUCCGGAGACGAGUGCACGGAGCUGUUGGAGAUAGCGGAGGGGAGGAGGGAUGCCGAUGCUGGGAAGUUUGUGUAUGGCGAGGAGGCAGGCGGGACGUAUGCUUGGUGA
Molecule: messenger RNA, 777 nt
Organism: Cyphellophora attinorum
Lineage: Eukaryota; Fungi; Ascomycota; Eurotiomycetes; Chaetothyriales; Cyphellophoraceae
Product: 3-keto-steroid
Exons: 1
Coding region: 1-777 (258 amino acids)
Source: RefSeq, a predicted model, not a curated record